Molecule: messenger RNA, 1490 nt
Organism: Oreochromis niloticus (Nile tilapia)
Lineage: Eukaryota; Metazoa; Chordata; Actinopteri; Cichliformes; Cichlidae
Product: 3-oxo-5-beta-steroid 4-dehydrogenase
Exons: 9
Coding region: 116-1096 (326 amino acids)
Biological process (GO): bile acid biosynthetic process
Molecular function (GO): Delta4-3-oxosteroid 5beta-reductase activity
Source: RefSeq, a predicted model, not a curated record
UGGCCGAGUAGAAAGCAGAGGAAACAGCCUCUUUGACAGUAUUCAAAAGUUCGAGUGAGUGCACAGUGCCACACUUCCAGAUCGUUUGACCUUCGUAACAACAUUUUUGUUAAACAUGGAAUUGACAGCAGAAAGUCACUCCAUUCCCCUAUCUGACGGAAACAGCAUACCCUUGAUAGGACUGGGAACUUAUGCAAAUCCCCGCGAGACUCCUAAAGGAACUACAUAUGAAUCUGUCAAAAUUGCGAUCGAAACGGGCUACAGACACAUUGACGGAGCUUUGGUCUAUUACAAUGAACACGAAGUGGGGCAAGCAAUAAGGGACAAAAUAGCAGAUGGAACUGUGAAAAGAGAGGACAUCUUCUAUUGUGGAAAGUUGUGGAACACAUUUCAUCCACCCGAGCUAGUACGACCUACUUUGGAGAAAACCCUGACGACAUUACAGCUGGAUUAUGUUGACCUCUAUAUUAUAGAACUGCCCAUGGCUUUCAAGCCAGGAGAUGGAUUUUACCCCAAAGAUGAGAGUGGGAAGUGGCUUUAUCAUGAAACGGACCUGUGUGCCACAUGGGAGGCUUUAGAAGCUUGUAAAGACGCUGGCCUUGUAAGAUCUCUUGGGGUUUCAAACUUCAACAAGCGACAACUAGAGCUAAUCCUUAACAAGCCGGGGCUGAAACACAAACCUGUGUCAAACCAGGUUGAAUGCCACCCCUAUUUCACCCAGCCAAAGUUGCUUGAAUACUGCCGGCAGAAUGGUAUCGUCAUUGUUGGUUACAGCCCGCUGGGAACAUCCAGAGAUCCGUCUUGGGUAAACCUAAAAUGCCCCCCAAUGCUGGAAGAUGAGCUGCUGGUAUCGAUUGCCAAAAAGUACAACAAGACCACGGCUCAGGUGUGUCUGCGGUUCAAUGUACAGAGAGGCGUGGUGGUCAUCCCAAAGAGCUUCAGCCCUGCUCGCAUAAAGGAAAACUUUGAGAUAUUCGAUUUCUCUCUCUCUGACGCUGAUAUGAAGGCAGUUGAAGGGUUGAACAAAAGCAUCCGCUUUGUGGAGCUUCUCAUGUGGUCUGACCAUCCAGAGUAUCCAUUUCAUGAUGACUUCUAGACAUCACAGACAGCAACACAUUGUUCUAGAGUGAUUAAACUUGGCAUCUUUACUUUGCUAAAAAUAAUAUUUAAUUGCUAUUAGCUAAUUAAAAAACUUAAAUUUACAGCACACAAUAUAAUACACUUCCUUGGGUAAAGGGUUCAACUGCUGAGCCGUGCUAAUGAAGGUCUGCUCUCACAGAUGUCUUUCGUUUUGUAAAAGUCUUACUGAUAAGUUUUGAGUGACAAAACAAACAAACUUGGGAUAGUAAAUGUUUGCAAACUACAGAAUAAAGAUAAGGUGUGGCUAAAUCAAAGCAAGACUGUUAACUAAGUAUAGAAAGCUUCUGAAUUGCUCAACCUGAAUAACAGCUUUUAAAACUGAAUUUGAAUUAAAUUUAGCAAUUGAAUGC